UUCGGAUCUUUUGUAAUCGUAAAAAAAUUUAGAAGUUAUUUUUUAUUUAUUUUUAAAUUUUAAUAAAAAUUUUUUUGGAAAAAAAAAGUGACGGAUGAAGGUGGAUGCUCUUAUUUAAUUUAUACGCAAGAUUCCACUUAUAAUUUUUUUUUGAUUUAUAAUAUUUACUUAUUUAUUAUUAAAUAAAUUUUUUGCGAAAGUUACGAAACGUUUUAAGUGCCUAAUCGGCACCCACGCGGUUUGGUUCCAAAAUUCCCAAGCCAGCUCUCCCUCCCGGAGUUUGAGCGGAUCAUCAUCAGACACGGCCAGCUAGCACGCACUCAUAACUGACGGUGGAGAUGGGCGGGCUGUAUACCGAAGGGGUUCCAGUUUCCUUCAAAAUCCCCUCCGGUACAAACCCUAAUUUUCCCUCUCUCUCGCUCGCUAUCGCCUCCACUCCGUCCUCCCCGAACCCUUCCAAAACCCUCCUGCUCCUUCUCUGCUCUCAUAUCGAUCGACAUGGAGUUCUGGGGAAAAAAAUGACAGAUGCACCAAGACCUAAUUCUACAACAAUGGAGGAUGCUAAUAAUGCAAGAUGGCUACCAAGGAUUGAUAUGUUGUUUGAGAGUGAAAAUGAGGCAUAUGAGUUCUAUAAUACAUAUGCUGAGAAUGUAGGUUUCUUUGUCCGAAGGUCGACGCUCUGGACAACCUCAAAGAAUAUCAUUACUAGGAGAACAUUUGUAUGCUCAAGAGAAGGCUUUCGUGAGAAGAAGAAAGGGGCAAAGGAGGCGAAGUGUCCACGGCCUGAAACAAGAAUUGGUUGCCCAGCAUGCAUGACCAUCAGGCUUACACCUAAUGGAAGAUACCGUGUGACAGAAUUUGUACCAAACCACAACCAUCAGCUUGCGGCAGCAUCUACUAUUCAUAUGUUGAGGGCCAAGAAAAUGAGACGUAAGGCUCGAGCUGUAAGAGCAGAUUUGGUGGAUGACACGGUGAGAACACCGGAAUUUGAAACUGAAGAUGAGGCCUAUGAAUUUUAUAGCAUGUAUGCUGGAAGAAUAGGAUUCAGCAUCCGAAGAGCAAGCAUGACAAUGAGUGCUGAAAAUGUUAUCACUAGAAGGAUGUUUGUGUGUUCAAGAGAAGGUUUCCGUGAGAAGAAAAAAGGAGCAAAGAGGGUGAAAAAACCCCGCCCAGAAACUAGAACUGGUUGCCCAGCAUGCAUGAUCAUCAGACUUACACCUAGUGGCAAAUAUCAUGUGACAGAGUUUGUUACAUACCAUAAUCACCCACUUUCAGUCCCCUCUUCAACUGACUUGGUGAUGUCACAUAGUGUAGAAAAUGGUCAAGAUGAUGAAUCGGACAUGGCUGAUGGAUCUGCAGAUGAUACUGUGCACAAGCAAGCUCGGAGUCAUCAAAGCAUUAGUUUGCUUUCUUUAGACAGUAAGAAUUACCUAAGAUCCAAGCGUGUGAAGUCCAUCCAGGUAGGGGAUGCAGGGGCCACAUUGGAAUACUUACAAAAGAUGCAAGACAAUAACCCAUCAUUCUUCUAUGCAGUACAAGUUGAUGAGGAUGAUAACAUGACUAACUUUUUCUGGGCAGAUGCGAAGUCUAUGAUGGACUACAACUACUUCGGCGAUGUGGUGUGUUUUGACACAACCUACAAAAUUUAUGGUUAUGGUAGACCAUUUGCAUUAUUCAUUGGUGUGAAUCAUCAUAAGCAAAUUGUCAUUUUUGGGGCUGCGUUGCUAUAUGAUGAAGGCACAGAAUCAUUUAAGUGGUUAUUUGAAACGUUCAAGUCUGUGAUGAGUGGAAGUCAACCCAAGACAGUUUUAACCGACCGUGAUGCAGCAAUGAGUGAAGCAAUAGCUGCAGUUUGGCCUGGCACGAGUCAUCGUUUUUGCGUGUGGCAUAUUUAUCAGAAUGCAGUUGAGCAACUAAGUCAGGCAUUUCAUGGUUCCAGAACUUUAGGAUAUGAUUUCGGUCGAUGUCUUUUUGAUUUUGAAGAUGAGGAAGAGUUUCUAUCAGCAUGGAAAACAAUGUUGCAGAAGUAUGAUCUCCAGGACAAUCAAUGGUUGGCAAAGCUAUUUGAUGAAAGGGAGAAAUGGGCACUGGUAUAUGGGCGUGAAACAUUUUAUGCAGACAUCAAAAGUGUCCAACAGAAGGAGAACUUGAGUACUGAGCUCAAGAAAUAUUUAAGCCCAGAAAGGGAACUUUUGAGCUUUUUUGAGCAUUAUGAGAGAAUACUGGAUGAGCGACGAUGUGCAGAACUACAAGCUGAUGCUAAUGCAAAUCUAAGUACUAAAAAACCACCUUCUAUUCGUAUGUUGAGGCAAGCUGCAAAUGCUUAUACACCAGCUGCAUUUAAAAUGUUUGAAAGAGAAUUUGAGUUGUAUAUGGAUUGUAUGUUGUAUGGUUGUGGUGAAACUGGAACAAUUUCUAACUAUAGGGUUACUGUCGAAGAGAAAGCUAAAGAUCACUUUGUGAAAUUUGAUUCUUUAGAUGGUACAGUGACCUGCAGUUGCAAGAAGUUUGAGUUUAUUGGGAUUCAAUGUCGGCAUGUGUUGAAAGUACUUGACACUAGAAAUAUUAAAGAACUUCCACCACAAUACAUCGUGAAGAGGUGGAGGAAAGAUGCAAAGGCUGGAGUUUUGAGUGAUAAUUGUCCAUUUUCUUUUGACAGUGAUCCUCAAUCAUCCUUAUCCAAGCGUUAUAACUAUUUAUGUCGCAUUUUCAGUAUAGCUGCAGCAAGGGCUGCUAAAAGUGUAGAGUCAUAUGCAUUUAUCGAGAGUCAGUCAGAUAUGCUUAUGGAUCAAGUGGAUCAAGUUUUGCAAGCAAGACCUUCUGAGAUGCCUGCACUCAUCACCACUUCAUGCGAUCGAUCACAAAAUUCGUUAGAAAGUGCAGUUGCUGGAACCUUAUGCUAUGAUAAGGCAAACCAAGCGAGUUUCAUUGGUAGUGCAGCUAAUGGAUUACUCAUCCAGCAUUCCCACCCAACCAUGUGUUGGGGGCAGUUCCCAGCUGGACCACCAGAACAUUGAGGAAGGCCAUUGUAGAUGGGAUUUCAUUUUGGGGUUCCCUAUGAUCUAUGUAAUAAUAUUAUUCAACUAAAGCACUUAGUGCGGAAUAUGAACUUGGUUCUCUUUUCUGGUCGGUUAAAGCGUGCAUGAAUGUUUUUCAUAAUUCUGAUGCCAGGAAAUGGUUGUUCAGAUUUUGUCAGGUACGAAUACUAGAAUUGAUGUGUGUUUCAGUCGAAGCAAAAUAAACUGCAUUUUCCUCUAUUGGCAGGUUUCUUUUGCCUUCGCAUGCUGCAGAUGGCCUAAAGAAAAAGCUGGAAUUAUUUUAUAUUUUAGGACCAUAUCAUUCUAAUCACAUGCAGGAAACAUCAACAUGACUGGUCUAUAAGCUGCAUUCUUCACAACUAUUUUUGCUAAAAUUAUAUAGUUCGGCCUACGUGGGUAGGCACUAAGUUUAGGUUCACAUGUUAAUGCAGAUGUUGAAUGUUAUAGGGUGUGGAGUUUCCAGGGUUUGUACUUUUGUAUAUUUCUCUGUUUUAUUAAGAUCUUUAAUUGUAAGUUACUAUUGCCUUAGAAUUCAAAAGGUAUAUGAAUAUCUGAUUAUUCAGAUGAUUUGCACCAA
Elaeis guineensis (African oil palm) is the source of this 3615-nucleotide messenger RNA. The record is from RefSeq and is a predicted model, not a curated record. Lineage: Eukaryota; Viridiplantae; Streptophyta; Magnoliopsida; Arecales; Arecaceae.